CUUGGCGCGGCGAAGAAGGCCCAAGAAGACUCUCAAAGGGUCCGUAACCAUUUUGGCUCAAGGGCACGGAUCGGUGAUCGAUCGCUUUCUAGCGUCGUUCGGCGAUGUAUCACUUCGUGAGGACCAUGACUGGGAAGAACAUCGGAACCCGCCCGCAGGAUAGCGACGCAGAAGCUGCGGUCCCUCCAGAUCAGCAACUUUUUUUCCGUGCAGGCAGGCAUGCCAAGGGUGACUUGGUUGUUGGUUUUCAAAGCGGAUUACGUAUGAGGAGGCAUUUAUGUUGUUCUUUCUCUGGCGGACGGGUCGCCAGUGUUGCCGCAGUGGUUGUUACUCUGGUCGUGACCAUUGUCUUCAGUGUGGUAGCCGUUCGCAAACGGAGUGUUUCUCGUACCGAGCCAGUCAGGUCCAACAUACUUAGUCUCACGGAAGGUUCCAGCCUUGGAGCAGCAGUGUGCGUCGUGGGCCAAGCGACGCGGUUGGAGAUUGAGAGUAAGAUACAGAACCUUAUCGAUCCGCUCGCCAAUGUUACACAUGUAGAUGUUUUCUUGUCUCUGGAGAUUGACGAUCACGCAGUCUUCAACAACCCUAUAACGGUUGAUGUCGACGGCGCUAAAUGCCGCGGAUCGGAGUUGGAUGUGGAUGGGUUGAAGGAAGCGUUUGCGCCGUAUUUCAGAGACGGAGUGUUCGGGCCACACGUGGACGAGAACGUCACUUUGGAGCGGUGGCCGAAGUUGUACAAGAGACAGCACCCCGAUGACGACGCAAAGCGGAAGACUCAUAUUGCCAACGUGGCCAGCCAGCUGAGGCACCAGAAGGAUUGCGCGGAGCUUAUUCGAAAGAGCGAGGAGUCUGCGGGCGGUAAAUACGACAUUGUGGUGAAGGUCCGUGACAACACCAUCGCGUUGCGGCCUGUGGCGCCAGACAAGCUGUUAUCAAUCACAGAAGUCGUCCUCAAGCAUUGCAAUUGGUGGGGUGGCGUUCACGAUAAAGUCAUGGCCCUCCCACGCAAGUAUCUCGAGAAGAGUUUGGGUGCCGCAUAUGAUGCCAUGCAAGCCGUCAUGUACGAUGAUCCCCUGCCACGUCGGCUAUGGGCAAUGUCAAAUCAGUCCCACAAUACGGAGCAAAUUGUUAUGUUUACGCUCACAUCAAAUCUAGUUCCUUUCGUUGAAAAGAAUUUCGAGAUAGGAGACCGAGAUGGUGGCGAUUAUUUGCCAUUCGUGGACGGCAGGUGCUAUCCUGGCAAGGAGCCUGGAGACGAAGGUCGCUGGUGCAUCGUUUCUCACUGCAAGGACUGCUGGCCGAGCAUGCCCUGGACAUACAACGUCUCCUGCGAGGUAGCUAGGACUGGUCUGGAGGUUGGCAGUUAUCAGCCAAAUCUGUCCUCGCAGUUCGACACCUCUUUUGAUGAGCAGACGCUCGCAGAUCCCGACCCGACGCGGGAGUGCGCGAAUCCCCUCUACAGGUGACAGGGCGCGUGCCGUGGAACUUGGAGGCCGAGGUGUGGCGAUGCGUGGCGUUGCGGCGAGGGUGCGCAAGGGCUACCGCUCCAGCUGCGCCCCUGCCUCGUGCAUGAAGCUGUGAGUGUUGCGUGUUCCAGGCGUCGCUGCUGCAAGACAUUGCACGUUAGGUUGGUUCUCUAGGUGCAUGGGGUCACAUGGGAGCCAGAGGAACUUCUGCGAACCUCUUCGACCAGCCUCGCAAAGCCGAGCGCCGAACUGGAAGCGAUUGAUCCGGCAGCACCUGCAAAA
Molecule: messenger RNA, 1748 nt
Organism: Prorocentrum cordatum
Lineage: Eukaryota; Dinophyceae; Prorocentrales; Prorocentraceae
Source: the annotation of a GenBank genome assembly